Messenger RNA from Plectropomus leopardus (leopard coralgrouper), 2997 nucleotides. RefSeq names its product MICAL-like protein 1. Gene Ontology annotation, molecular function: protein binding. Lineage: Eukaryota; Metazoa; Chordata; Actinopteri; Perciformes; Serranidae. The record is from RefSeq and is a predicted model, not a curated record.
UCACAUUUUUGUUUUUGACUGGCAGAAGAGCGCUUUGGUGGAUUAUGCUGAAAAGUGCCACUGUUGCCGUGUGUGAGUGAACCCGUUUGAGACUUUACUUGUGGACGUUGUGAAAUCGCUUCGUUAUUAUUUGAUAAAGAAACAUAACAGGCAAAACCUAACUUCCUUCCUGUUGCUUUACCAACUCCACAAUGCGCAGGUCUGGCCGCAGGUUUUCUCCACCCAAAAUAUCGUUGCAUGAGUGGUAGGUGCUCGUUUCCUGUUUCCUCCUCAAAAAGAAACCUGCCCAGUUUUAUUUCACCUCCUGUAAUUUACUAUAAAGUGCCAUGUUCAGCCAGCCCACAUGUCAAAUGUCACACAAGAAAUGGCAUCACUGAAGACUAUACGAGACUGGUGCCGCGUCACAUGCGCCAGUUACCCCAAUGUGGAAAUAAAAAACAUGUCAACCUCAUUCAGAGAUGGACUUGCGUUUUGUGCCAUCAUCCACAAACACCGACCUGACUUGAUAGAUUUCAGAUCCCUCUCCAAAGAUAAUGUUUAUCAAAAUAACAAACUGGCGUUUGAGAUUGCAGAGAGGGAGCUGGGCAUCCCUGCGUUGCUGGACCCAAAGGACAUGGAUUCUACCAAAGUGCCUGACUGCUUGAGCGUAAUCACCUACCUGUCCCAGUACUACUACUACUUCAACAGAAAGACCUAUGCAGGUCUUGCCAGUUGGAAGUCGUCACAUGUCGCUUUCAUAAACAACUUAACAAAGAUUAAAUCUCCGGAUGGUCUGAAUCCCCUGAGGAGCCCGACUCAUCUGGAAACCAGCAGAGAAGAUCGUCUGUCCAACACGAGGCCACGGACAGUGUGUAGUUUGUGUUUCAAGCCUGUCCACCUUAUUCAGAGACGUCUGAUUGACGGGAAGUUCUACCAUCGCAGCUGUUUCAGGUGCAAAGCGUGCGGCAGCGCUCUUUUACCAGGGUCUUACACACAGGGAAGUGACAGGAGCUCCUUGAUCUGCACUCACCACAAAACAGACAGUGAAACUCAUCGUGUCGACCUCACACAGCAAGUUAGAUCUGCCGAGAAUCGGCCCGAUUGUAAUUUUCAGGCAGAUUUUUAUACUCUGAGUGGAUUGGCUGUCACCAGCGUCCCUCAUUACACUAAGAAAACAGAGUCACAGGAUAGACUGGUUUGUAAAACAAUAGAGACAGAGAGGGAAGAAAAGCAGGAGACGAGCAAAGAGGUGAAAGACGGGGAGAACAGAGACUCAGCUGUUGGAUUGAAGGUUAAAAAGCCGCUGCGUGCUCAUCUUCCUCCACCGAGGGUUGAAGAGGUCAAAGGAGGUGGAAAAUCUGGAUCUGAACCCACUGUGACAGAAAGCAACAAACAACAAGAAGCGACAAAAUGUCAAGAGACCUCUGAGCUCCCCUCACCGUGUAAAGUGACAGAGGGAAACAGUCGGCCGGUCCCAGCACCCAGGCGAAAUUUUAACUCUUCUGCAGCACCUGUUCCUGCACCCAGGAACAAAACAACCCAGCCCAUGAACAGAUCAGCUGCUGCAGGUUAUUCGUCCAACCGAAAUAAAUGUUCACCCAACUCAUCUCGCAUCACCAGCCCGACUAGAGGCAGCAGUAGAGUGCAAAGCAACCAUCCAUGGAUGACCCUCAUCCACCCCGGACCCUGGACACAGCUGCCUCCUGCUCCGCCUCCAGUUCCCUUUCCUCGAACCAAAUCCAUCUCUAAACAGCGGGAGGCGUGGAACAGACCCAGAGUGGCUCCAAAUCCGUUUGCAGAGGAGGUGGAUGAGAGCAUUGAGGAGGACACUAAACCGAAACCAGAGCCUGCAGGGAAUGGGGACACAGAUAUUACAGUUUGUUCAAUUGAUGCUGAAAAUAUUGCCGUUAUAUCUAUAUCUGAGGAGAAUGUUGGAGCUUCAAGUGAACCAGCAGAAGAUACCAGCAGUGUAUCAGCUUUGGAAGAAACUGGAAGUUCACUCCCAGAUGUGACUGAUGCAGCAGCAGCAGCAGCAGCAGCAGCAGCAGCAGGGCUGCACGCUAUCUCUAUUGAAUCUCAGAGCCGCAUUUUACCCAGGAGUGUUUCUGUGCCGGCUAUCACAUCUGCAAAUGAAUCAGAUCAGGUCAUGUCAUCUCAAAGUAAGCUCGCCUGCAAAGAGAAUCCCUUCGAUCGAAAACCAAGGAUGCUCAAAUCAAAGAGCGUUCAGGCCCUGCCAUCCACACGGGCCCCUGCCCCUGGACAUGGCUUCCCACUCAUCAAGAGGAAGGUGCAGUCAGACCAGAAUGUGUCCACAGAAGACCUGCAGGUGGAGAUUAGAGAGCUGGAUAAACGUCUGGAGGCACUGGAACAAAGGGGAGUCGAACUGGAGGGCAAACUGAGAGACGACAAGAAUGAUGAAGAGGAGGAACAAAUGCUAAUGGAGUGGUUCUCUCUGAUCCAUGAGAGACACAUCCUGGUGGGCAGAGAAACUGAGCUGGUUUACCUGACAAAGCAGCAGAAGUUAGAAGAGAGGCAGGCAGAUGUGGAGUUCGAGCUCAGAUGUCUCCUCAAUAAACCAGAGAAUGACUGGACUGAGGAGGAUCGAGCUCGAGAGCAGCAGAUGAUGAGUGAGCUGGUCGACAUCAUCGAACAGAGGAACCAGAUCGUCGGCAGCUUGGAUCAGGACAGGCAGAGGGAAAGAGAAGAAGAUAAGCUUUUGGAAGCCAUGAUGAAAAACAAAGAGUUCCAGAAAGAAGGACUUAAAGAUUUAAAGAAGUCAAAAGGAAAGUUCAGAGCCACAAAAAUGUUCAAGCUGCUGAACCAAAAAGCAGAAAGCACCAAAGACUCCCUGGACAAGAAGAACUGAUGUAUGAUUGUGACCCCAGAAACUCUCAGCAACAUUAAACUCAAACUUAGAGCUGACUAAGAUAAGUGUUAUCGAGAAGUAUACUGUGAUCAUCAUAUAUUUAUUAAUUUUAUGUUGAAGAACAGCCUAGACAAAAUGAAAUAUCAUUCUCU